Molecule: messenger RNA, 489 nt
Organism: Rotaria sp. Silwood1
Lineage: Eukaryota; Metazoa; Rotifera; Eurotatoria; Philodinida; Philodinidae
Source: the annotation of a GenBank genome assembly
AUGUGUCGACUGACGAAGGAAACAACUGAAUCAGAACGUGAAGAUGAAGAUAUUCAGCCUCAAAGACAAGCUAUUACAAAUAGUCAAGCACAAGCCAUUUAAAUUAACACGAAACCUGCUCCUCUUAGUUCCUACAAAUGUGCAGUGUAUCCAGAUUUGUAUGUCCAACCAUGGCAUCCAACAGGUCAAGCGUCACCACCUAUUCGAAGUUGUUUAGGAACUUCGGGCAACUUCGAAUUAGUUAAAAACAAAUAUGUACGAUUUACGAUUCAUAUGAGUGCUGCAGUAAUUGAUGAAUUAAAAAUUACUCUCUUUGACAAAACAUCAAAUACUGCAAUCUGCACUGUCUCAGCUAUAGGGCAAGAUGCUGGUUGGAUGGAUUGUGAGCAGAAUGUAAAAACAGCAACACAUGAAACACUAAUUGUUUAUUAUGCUAAAGCAAAUUUUACAACAAUUGUAACACGUGAUGUAAGUAUAUUUGUACUCUGA